Molecule: messenger RNA, 1551 nt
Organism: Recurvomyces mirabilis
Lineage: Eukaryota; Fungi; Ascomycota; Dothideomycetes; Mycosphaerellales; Teratosphaeriaceae
Gene: PTC2
Product: Protein phosphatase 2C 2
Exons: 6
Coding region: 1-1551 (516 amino acids)
Biological process (GO): protein dephosphorylation
Molecular function (GO): protein serine/threonine phosphatase activity; cation binding
Source: RefSeq, a predicted model, not a curated record
AUGGGUCAGACACUGUCGGAGCCCGUGGUGGACAAGCACUCCUCCUCCGGCCAAGAUGACCGCUGCAUCUACGGCGUCAGCGCCAUGCAAGGCUGGCGAAUUAACAUGGAAGACGCGCACAGCACCAUCCUCGACCUCAAGAGCCCGGCCGAAGGCGGCAGCAGCGAAGGCAAAGCAGCAGACGCGGACUCCAAACCCACAGAGUCGGACGUGCGGAUAACGUAUUUCGGCGUGUAUGACGGGCACGGCGGCGAUAAAGUGGCGCUAUAUACGGGCGAGCAUCUGCAUGAUAUUAUUGCCAAGCAGGAGGCGUUUAAGAAGAAGGAUUUUGAGCAGGCGUUGAAGGAUGGAUUUUUGGCGAUUGAUCGCGCGAUUCUGAGUGAUCCCAAGUACGAGGAGGAGGUCUCUGGCUGCACGUCCACGGUCGGCAUUAUGACCAAGGAGAAGAUCUAUGUGGGCAACGCUGGUGAUUCACGAACCGUGCUCGGCAUCAAAGGCCGCGCCAAGCCACUCUCCUUCGACCACAAACCUCAAAACGAGGGCGAGAAGGCUCGUAUCUGCGCUGCUGGCGGUUUCGUCGACUUCGGCCGAGUCAAUGGCAAUCUUGCACUGAGUCGUGCUAUUGGCGAUUUUGAGUUCAAGAAGAGCGCCGACCUUCCACCGGAGCAGCAGAUUGUCACUGCCUUCCCGGAAGUUACCGUACACGAAUUCGGCGAAGACGACGAGUUUGUCGUUUUUGCCUGCGAUGGUAUCUGGGAUUGCCAAUCUUCACAAGCGGUCGUCGAGUUUGUGCGAAGAGGUAUUGCCGCCAAGCAAGACCUUGAAGCUAUCUGCGAGAACAUGAUGGACAACUGCUUAGCUAGUAACAGCGAGACGGGUGGUGUGGGCUGUGACAACAUGACCAUGGUCAUUGUUGGUCUCCUACAAGGCAAGACGAAGGAGCAGUGGUACGACAUGGUGGCCGAAAGGGUCUCGAACGGCGAUGGGCCUUGUGCACCUCCUGAGUACGCCGAGUUUAGAGGACCAGGCCGACACCACAACUUCGAUGAUUCGCCUUCAGACGACUACGACAUGGACAUGGAUCAACGAACACGCAUGCUAGGCAGAGGUAACGGUGGCCGCAUCAUCUUGCUUGGCGACGGCACUGAGAUUCAUACAGGUGGUCCCGACGAUGACGGCGACGUGGACAUGGCUGAUCGCGGCGAGGCGGAGGAGUUGGAGGAUAGUGAUUUAUCUGAGCAGGUGAGGAAAGGCCAGCAGCAAGCUAGUAGUGAAGGUGGGAAGGGCGAGGAUGGGCAGAAGGUGGAGGGUAGCAGUAGUGGUGGGCCGGCGAUGCACUCGGUGGAGGAGGUCAAGAGCCCGAUGUCGCCGCCUCAGGGGCAGCAACAGCAGCAGUCGACUUCUACCUCGAGCACCUCGGCAUCGUCUGGUACUACAGGCGGCACGUCUUCGGAAGGUCCUGCUGAUGAGCCGAAAAUGUCUGUGCCGGUUGACGGCGUGGAUAACAAGAAGCUGCAUGAGGAGGCUGCUGCCUCUUCUGCAUCCAAGUGA